AUGGAGAGCUCUAACAGAUCCAAAUCAUUCUUUCACGACAUGAGAUCAAGAGAGCUCGAUGGUUCUAGAAAACGGCGGUUUAUUAGCCAAUUGGGAUCCGAUUUCACAGAAAUCGGAGCGGUGGCGGUCGAACAUAACGGCGAGCAAACGCCACCACUGGCUGUUUCUUUUUGCAAAACGAGUAAAAAUUCACACAUAUUCGCAGUGUCGGAUGAGGAUGGGCAUGUGAGCUUGUUUGACACUCGUAGGAAAUUCCCUUCUUUUGCUUCUCACACAGAAAUUGCAGGGAAAGAAAGAAUCAGUGACUGGGUAGCUCACCAGAAUGCUAUCUUUGAUGUUUGUUGGAUUAAGGAAGAUACCAACAUACUCACAGCUUCAGGAGAUCAAACUAUAAAGGUAUGGGAUGCACAAGAGAAGAAAUGUACUGGAGUAUUGAUGGGGCACACAGGAAGUGUUAAAUCUCUGUCUCCACAUCCAACAAAUUCUGAUAUUCUUACUUCGGCUUCCAGAGAUGGGUCGUUUGCGAUUUGGGAUUUGAGAUGCAAGACCACUGCCAAAAGUAGAUGCAGUGAAGCACAUGUCACUUCAACUGCCAUGGUCCAAGGAGCUCAUCUUUCUUCUCGAGCAAAGCGGGUUAGGCGGGGAAAGGCUGCUUCGAUGAGCAUUACAUCAAUUCUUUAUCUUAAAGACGAGGUCUCCAUUGCUACUGCUGGAGCAGUGGACAGCACUGUCAAAUUCUGGGACAUUAGAAAUCUAAAGGCUCAGGUCACUCAGGCGUACCCUAAUAUGAAGUUAUCAACUGAGAAGGAAAGAAGAUUACAUGGCAUAUCAAGCCUGUCCCAGGAUUUAAAUGGCGUGUUUCUUACAGCUUCAUGCAUGGACAAUAGAAUAUACUUGUAUAACGUACUUCAGCUUGAUAAGGGUCCGGUGCAGUCAUUUUCUGAAUGUCGGAUAGAAUCAUUCUACGUCAAGUCAGCGAUCAGUCCUGAUGCAGCUCACAUACUCAGUGGAUCUAGUGAUGGAAACGCCUACAUAUGGCAGGUGAACAAGCCCGAUGUGGAUCCCAUCAAAUUGAUAGCUCAUAAUGGAGAAGUUACAGCAGUAGAUUGGUGUCCAUCUGAGGUUGGGAAGAUAGCAACUUCUUCAGAUGAUUAUACAGUUCGCAUCUGGAACAUUCAGAGCAUUUUUUGUUCAAGCACGACAAGAUCUUCAUCUGCCAUUCGAAGGAGGGUAAUGGCAAUCCCAAGAGAGGAAUGUAGAGAACUUCUGAUGAAUGAUGAACAUUUAACGAGUCCAACUAAGGUUCCUGACAAUCUGCUUCCUUCAGAUGAAGUAAUCCACCAAAAUAACUCACCCAGUCCUAUCACAAUGCCUACAAUUAGGACUCCUGAAGCCCAUAAAAAAAAGUUUUCACCAGAUUCUGAUUCAAAAGAAUCUUUUGAGAAAACCCCUGAAGCAGCAAUGAAGAGCCCCUCUUCUGUAUUGAACCCUCCCUCUUCUUUGAAAAGAACCAUCAGAGAUUACUUUCUAGCAGCUUAG
Molecule: messenger RNA, 1539 nt
Organism: Dovyalis caffra
Lineage: Eukaryota; Viridiplantae; Streptophyta; Magnoliopsida; Malpighiales; Salicaceae
Source: the annotation of a GenBank genome assembly